Aureobasidium pullulans EXF-150 is the source of this 876-nucleotide messenger RNA. RefSeq lists its product as uncharacterized. Gene Ontology annotation, molecular function: oxidoreductase activity. The record is from RefSeq and is a predicted model, not a curated record. The annotation marks the transcript as partial. The transcript has a single exon. Lineage: Eukaryota; Fungi; Ascomycota; Dothideomycetes; Dothideales; Saccotheciaceae.
UCUCUGAAUGAUUCGACUUUCACACCAUUCUCCCUCACCAAGAAAGAGACCGUUUCGUCCACCAGCGCCAUUUUCACCCUCUCACAAUCGCAUAUUCCGCCAGGCACGUUUGACGAAUGGUCGAAAAAGGGAGUCUGGAGCAUUGAGAUCAAACAACCUCAACUUCAGAUUGCAAGAGCAUAUACACCUCUGCCGCCGCUGAAUGGUUCAGACCCGGACGCUCUGCGUCUGCUCGUCCGUCGUGAGCGGAGAGGAGAGGUGUCGGGAUACCUACACAGGCGACCUCAGGGUGCUGACGUUGAAGUCAGAGGUCCAGCUAUCGAGUAUGAGUUACCGCAGGAUGUCGACCAAGUUGUCUUUCUUGCCGGAGGUACAGGUGUUGCGCCUGCCAUUCAAGUAGCACAUGCUGUCGGCGACAAAGCUCGUGUUUCUGUACUAUGGGCAAACAGACAGAGAGAAGACUGUGUAGGUGGUUUGAGCGAUGACCCAAUUACUCCUGGUUGGUAUGCCAGCUUCACAAGGCUCUUCAGCAGUGAAUCUCAUCACAGCACCGCAACCAGCGGCGAGAAGAGCUUAAUCGUGAGACAACUCGAUGCGCUCAAACAGACUAACAAAUCACUUACUGUCGACUACUUUGUUGAUGAGGAGAGCACUCAUAUCCAUCCGCAAGAUGUCCGCAAUGCCAUCGCUCAGACCUCAAGUCAAACACCAACCUCUGAACAAGGCAGGAAAGUCAUUUUCGUAUCUGGACCAGAAGGUUUCAUCAACUACUGGGCUGGUCCCAAGCAAUGGUUCAACGGUCGAGAAGUUCAGGGUGUACUCGGUGGCGCUCUUGCACAUAUGGAUCUUAGAGGCUGGCAAGUGGUCAAGUUGUGA